CUUGACCUUAUUCAAAGCUUAAUAAUAAUGAGAUAGGCUUUCCAUUUUUCGUGCUAUUUCCUACCUUUUUCUUCUCCUUUACUUCCGUUUUACACAGCUACUAGCGCCAUCUGGCGUUUCCCCCCACCAGGCAGUGUUCGCGAUUGCGAACUUCUAGCGUCAUUGGCGUUUUGUUUUUCGUCGAGUGCGGACGGUCUCACUGAACUGCGUACUAAAUUCAGUCGACCGUUAUUUUCGUUCCUACCUACGAUGAUGGAUGAUUCGGAAACAGUGCAAAAUGUGGGGGAAAAUGAGGCGCGUGAUCAACCAGGUCCAUCUAGACCUAGGCCGAGGUCGGAGUCUUCGUCCAGCAGUUCCUCAAGUACGGACUCAUCAAGUUCGGAUUCCUCGAAGCGCAAGCGGAAACGUCGACAUCAUCGGCGCCAUAAACGGAGCAAGCGGGCUAAACGGUCCGAUGCCAGGUUAGAACAAUUAUUUAAAGAAGUGAGUGAUUUACGUUAUCAUUUGGAGAAUAGGAAUAAUAUUGAUUUGGACGAUUGUAUAUCACUAGAUCAUGAAUCUUUUGACCAAUAUUUUCCUCAGACUUCGCAGAAAUUUCAAGCGUCUAACUUAAGCGAUUUGCAACUGAUCGAAUAG
This is a messenger RNA of Ostrinia furnacalis (Asian corn borer), 636 nucleotides long. RefSeq names its product ADP-ribosylation factor-like protein 6-interacting protein 4. The transcript has 3 exons. The record is from RefSeq and is a predicted model, not a curated record. Bases 250 to 636 code for a protein of 128 amino acids. Lineage: Eukaryota; Metazoa; Arthropoda; Insecta; Lepidoptera; Crambidae.